AUGUCGGAGCUCAUUCCAAUCACUACACCCCUGCGAGAGUUCAAAGGCCAUGAAAAUCAAGUAAAUGUAGUCACAGUGUUCCCCAACAAAAAACGCAUGGUUACAGGCUCGCAUGACAAGACGCUUCGUCUGUGGGACCUGAAGACAGGUAUCUUGUUGAAGAAGAUGGAAGGGCAUUGCGGUCGGGUGUUGAGCUUAGCAGUAUCGCGAGAUGGGCAAUUGAUAGCGAGCGGUGAUACAGACUCAGUGCUCAUCGUCUGGCACGGAGCAACUGGCGAAGCACUCACCCAACCCAUUGAAGUCCACUCCAAUUGGAUCAACUCGCUGGAUUUUUCUCCUGACAGAACAGUGCUGGCCAUAAGUUGUUCAUGGGACAACACGACGAAGCUAUGGAACACCAAAACCUGGGAGCAACAGGGAGAUCCAAUAAUGUGUGGUAGAACGGUCAACUGCAUACAGUAUUCACCGUCUGGAAAACGUCUUGCCGUCGCAACCAACGACAAUAUCGAAAUUUACAAUCCAGACACGACGCCGGGACACGUCGCAUUCUUCAAGGCCCACACAUCAUGGAACUUGUUCCUCACGUGGACGCCCAAUGGCGCACGCAUUCUCACAGGCGGCGAUAAUCUCGAUCCUACCAUACGCGAGUGGGAUACAACAACCUGGAAACAAGUCGGUGAUCCUUGGACUGGUCACACUCGCUACAUCCGUUCUAUCGCCGUUAAUCCUACUGGCACACUCGUCGUAUCAUCAUCUUAUGACAACGAUGUUCGUCUCUGGCAGCUCUCAGACCGACGAACCAUUGCCAUCUUCAAGUACUCAUCCAUCGUUAAUUGUGUCACUUUCUCCGUGAAUGGCAAUUACAUCCUCGGCGGAGGUGAGGAUGGGGUGGUCUCGGAGUGGGCACUACCCCAGGAUAUUAGUUCAAAGGCAUGCAUCACAACAGCCCGCGAGGCAUGCAUGCAUGAGGACUUGUCUACCUCUGAAGAACUAUUCACGCAAGAUAUCAACACCGAUCCGAACUACCAUGCUUCCUACGCCCAUCGCUCAAAGGCAUCCGUCACAACUGCCCGCAUUGCAUGCAUAAAUGGAGAUUUAUUUACUGCCGAAGAAUUACUCACCCAAGAUAUCAACACCGAUCCGAGCAACCAUUCUUCCUACGCCCAUCGCUCGUUUGUUAUGGCCCGAAGACACAACUGGGACCACGCCUUUCGUGAUGCGAUCAAGUCUAUCAGCAUUAAGCCCUCAUUGACAGGCUAUAUCUCCAAGGCCAUCGCCCUCUGCGGACAAGGCCAUGUCCGGAACGCGAGGGCAGCAUUUGAUGUUGCAUCAAUUUACACGGAUCAAAAUCCACAAACCAUUCAUUUCCUGCUUUUGAUCAAAGUCAUCGCCUUCUUCAAUGCAGAUCAAUAUGAUGAGGCAAACCUACUCCUUAAAGAACUUGUUUUUGGUUGUCCGAAUGCCGAUACUCGCGCAUGUCAUAUCGUGGAAGCAUAUCUAUGUGUUCAACUUGGGCUCAAAGCCUUGGAUGAUGCACGCCAUGACGAAGCCGCUGACCAUUUCACUGCUGCUCUCAACUCCGACGCUUUAUCAUCGGAAUCGGACAUUCAUGACAUUUACGAGGAUUUGGUGGUGCUCUUCGGCUGGGAUCUCAAAUCGUUGUGGCGCACUGCACACCAGAAAAAUUGUUAUGCACUCCUUCGGGCAGGUAAACUUCAAGAUGCCGUGAAAUCAUACCGAUACAUGAUGGCUUCCAGUGACGAAAAUACCAAGGCCCACUACCUUGACUGGUCCGAUGGCAAGUUUUUCACGGAAGAAUGCAGCGCGCUCUGUAUUACUGGCGGAGAUGCUGCCCUCGCUGCAGGCAAGUACGACGGGGCUAUUGACCUAUACUCGGCGGCGAUCGACCUGGAUUCUGCAUCCGAUGUCGUCUUUGCAAAUCGCAGCAAGGCGAGGUCGGAGAAAAUGCUAUGGGAGGGUGCGCUUCUCGACGCGCAAAAGGUCACCAAACUCAAUCCUUCGUCUCACGUUGGACACCAGUUGGCACAUACGGCGCUGUGUGGCGCGCAACGUUAUGACGAAGCCAUCGAGGCAUUCACAAUCAUGUUGUCUAAGUUGGACGAUGCUCCCGAAGCGCAGAUACGAAAUCUACGUCAGCAGUAUGUCUGUCCAUCCGAAGCAGAAGACGCUAUUCGAAGCGCGGUUUGGAUUGAACUCGAAAAUGCCCCCCUUCGUCUCCUCAACACCUCUACGGGUCUUUUGUGUGACCGAGCAGCACAGAUAAACUCUUUCAAAAUGAGUCCAGAAUACAACGAUCUUGUCUCAUUUGCAACAAAGGAUUCAAACCUCCGAAUGGAGCGCAUCAAAGACGUAGUGGCGACGUACUUCCGCUGCGUCCUGCUAUCACAUAGGUGGGAAGAGGCGGAGGUACUGCUGGACGACAUUCAGAACAAAGAUUUGCGCGAGUUGAAUGGACUUGGCGGUAUCGCGAAGUUACAGUCAUUCUGCAAAGUCGCUCGUGACGCUGGGUAUCGCUGGGCAUGGAUGGACACCUGCUGUAUUGACAAGAAGAGCAAUACCGAGCUUCAAGAAUCGGUCAACUCCAUGUUCGUCUGGUACCGCCAUUCAGCGCUCACCAUCGUCUACUUAUGUGAUGUCCCUCCUUUAUCCCAGCGCGGUGCACUGGCAAGGAGUGUUUGGAACAAGCGAGGAUGGACCUUUCAAGAAUUCGUCGCUCCGAAAGUUGUCAUCUUUUAUCAGAAAGAUUGGUCAUUAUAUCUUGACGAUCGUUCUCCUAACCACAAAGAGUCCCCUGCAAUCAUGAAGGAGUUGGAGGAUGCGAUGGGCAUAGAUGCACGGGCCCUGGUAACUUUCCGUCCGGGGAUGAGCGAUGCCCGACAGAGACUUCAAUGGGCCUCAUCUCGCAUCACUACAUUGCAAGAAGACAUCGCGUACUCAUUGUUUGGCAUCUUCGGUGUCCACCUACCUGUAAUUUACGGCGAGAAGAAGCAGAACGCGCUUGGGCGACUCCUGCAGGAGAUUGUGGCUCGGUCGGGCGACAUCACUGUCCUAAACUGGAUCGGACAACCUUCUGAGUUCAAUAGCUGUCUUCCAGCCCAUAUUACCUCUUACGCUACUCCUCCAUGCACCCUUCCAUCUUUGUCCGAAGAUCAGAUUCAGACAACUAUCUCUUCGCUGCGAAAAAAUCCCGUGGCUGUGGAUUUGGCUUCUGGACUUUAUGAACGGCUUGAUAACACGAGCGCUGCUCGUUUCGCGAACUGCAGACUACACCUGCCUUGCAUGGCAUUUCGUGUUACAGAAGUCAAUCUGAGCUACGGUUCAUCCCAGGAGACUCGAUAUGAAGUCAAGGCAGAUGGGCUCCAUGACCUGCUGAUCACCACUAAAGAGCCGAUUGUUCAGUUCUCACAAACAAAGCCCACUCAGCAAACCUUCGUGCUUGUCCGUCCCUGGGAUCGGUCUCUCCUCGAACUACCAGACUUUACAGAUUUGCAAGACGAUACAGAAAGCGAAGGGGAAUAUUUGACGCCGCCUUCUUCUCCGUCAGACAACUCACCUGGCCAUUCUCUUGUAAAACAAGAGGUGGACGAUUUAGAAUUGCGAGCAUUUCGGUUACUUGUUCGCCUUGGCCAGCCUUUUGGCGCAUUUUUGCUAGCGCGGCAGCACGGCGGAGAAUACAAGAGGGUCGCGUCAGAUCGUGAUAUCAUUGCACAGGUCGCGGAUGUGGCUUCUGAUCGAGACCUGAUGAACGUCAGGACGAUAGAAAUACUGUAG
This is a messenger RNA of Suillus plorans, 3792 nucleotides long. RefSeq lists its product as uncharacterized. The coding region runs from base 1 to 3792 and encodes 1263 amino acids. The record is from RefSeq and is a predicted model, not a curated record. NCBI's taxonomy places the organism in Eukaryota, Fungi, Basidiomycota, Agaricomycetes, Boletales, Suillaceae. The transcript is spliced from 10 exons. Gene Ontology annotation, molecular function: protein binding.